AUGAGAUCUCCAACAUUAAUGCUGCUCGCAUUGUGGAGCUUUUCCGUGGAGGUUUGCUGCAGCCCGGUGCUCGCCCGUAUUCCGGCCGCUUUAGAGUCAUCAGAAGCCGGACAAUGCGCUCUUCUCACCGCCCCCUGGUCCGAGCUUAUCUCGCCGCCCAGAGACUGGACUCACAUCUACCGGCUGAAAGUAUUACCCAUCUCCAAGGAUGGUCCAAACAAACUGGUUUUCCCGGAGCAGCCGUUGUUCCAGUUCGUCCGGCGCGUUUAUCGUUGCUGUCAGAUGGGACACCACUGCGCCGGGGUGAAGGGGAUACAGGGUCGCUCCACUGGAGGCUCCAUCAUUGAGUUUCUGUUGAGCGAAGAUGUUUUAUCGGCGCCAGUGCUCAGAGCUGAGGUUCAUCUGCACCUCUCCAACCCUCAGCAGCUCAAUAUCUCACCACUGCUGCCCUGGCUCCACAAACGCCACCUUCCUACAAGGUACAGUGCUUGGUCUAAGGAGGGCGUGGUGGAGCUGAGGGUGGAUCUGCUGUUCUUCUUCCAGGCACUUCAGGCUCUCAGAGGGAGGCGUGGAGGUGCAAGUCUGAUGGAGAUUCGCCGUGGUGGAGGACUGAACAGCCCCUGGGUUUCAGAAACUCGACCAGCGGUGACACAGGGCAGAGACAGAGGGGCAGAGCGCCCCCUGCAGACUCCUGAAGAGCUGGGCUUGGCCUUACUCUGCAGCACGCCUGAUAUGAACACCCAGCGGUGUGAGAGGCACGGGGUACGACUGCUCCACACACCGUUCAUCACACUCUCAUAUGGAUAACUUUCAUGGAACUCCUCAGAAAAGAACAGACGUGACCAGAGGUCAGACUGGGAACACUAUCAAAUGGGACAAACGUCAUCAUGAAUAAAAAAUGCUGCCCUGUUUUGACUGCCUCCGUGAAACAGAACACAGUGAACACAGUGCUUCUAAUAACAGUAUUGAUCUCAAUAUUGCAAUGUGUCGUAUAGGCCAGAGCCACUGUUCCAUGAAGAUCAAUACGCACUUCAGCUAGUGAUUUGAACUUAUUUAAUUUAUAU
This is a messenger RNA of Trichomycterus rosablanca, 1064 nucleotides long. RefSeq lists its product as uncharacterized. The transcript is spliced from 3 exons. Lineage: Eukaryota; Metazoa; Chordata; Actinopteri; Siluriformes; Trichomycteridae. The record is from RefSeq and is a predicted model, not a curated record. Bases 1 to 807 code for a protein of 268 amino acids.